Larimichthys crocea (large yellow croaker) is the source of this 728-nucleotide messenger RNA. RefSeq names its product urotensin-2. Gene Ontology annotation, molecular function: hormone activity. The record is from RefSeq and is a predicted model, not a curated record. Gene Ontology annotation, cellular component: extracellular region. Gene Ontology annotation, biological process: regulation of blood pressure; blood vessel diameter maintenance. Bases 110 to 499 code for a protein of 129 amino acids. Lineage: Eukaryota; Metazoa; Chordata; Actinopteri; Sciaenidae. The transcript has 4 exons.
UGGCAGCAGAGGGGGGGAUAGGCUACAGCUGGAACUAUAUAACCCAGUUGGGACCAACAGAGCAAGUACAAGUCUUCUUUCCACCUGAGGAACCACUUCCAACAACAGCAUGAAGUGUAACCAUCUCCUGUCCUGGGCCUUCCUGCUUGUGGCCUCUGGCCCACUGCUUGCCCACCCCAUCACAGAAUCUGCUGAGAUGCCUUAUCCAGGACCUGUAUCAGUGGAGGACCGAGGAGUCGGCGCGCUGGAUGAUUUGGCUCUCUCUGAGCAAACAUUUCCACUUCAGGACGGUGCUGGUCUCAGAUAUUCCACUCUGAUAUCUGGAGAGAUCAACAAAGAUGGUGUCAGAACAACAGGCCUGCUUCCUAGGGGGAUGAGAAGAGAGCUCCUACUGGAGAAACAAAGUCUCCUAAAUCCUUUAAGCCAUGUGCUGGGCAUCCGGAAGCAGUUCAGGAAGAGAGCGGGGACUUCUGAGUGUUUCUGGAAGUACUGCGUCUAAAACUGCCAACGGGGCGUUGACGCCACACACGAGAGACAGGGCUUGCACUAAAACAAAAAAUCCCUAUCUUGCACUCACAUAAAUACAUGCAGACAAACUAAGAAACAUCAUACAUGCAUAUACUAUAUGUGUGCAUAUGCAUGCCCAGGUGCAUGUGCUCACACAUACACACUCACAUCCAUAAGCGCUGUCAGUAAUCGGACACAAACAGAACAAUGCCAUAGGUAUG